GUGCUACUGUAUAAGCCGCAUACCUUCUCCGCACUUUAAUCCUUUGUAACGUGUUCUCUGCAAGUAGUCAAAACCUCGUAAACAAAACUGCUUAAGAAAACCCAAUUUCCCCAAAUUAGGAAUCUCGAACACAAAAACAAAUUAUAAUCCAUUGUUUCUUUUUUCAGAAAAAUGAUUUUUUCGGAUCUUUCAAUAUUGCUAAAAAUUUCUGCUAACGACAAGGAAGAAGGCCUUCAAAUAUAUCUUGCUUGUUUGUACUCUUACUCGAACUGACUAUCGGGCUUUCGAAAAUUUUCAAUUUUUUUCUGAUACCCAGUUUCUUGUUUGUAAUGGAGAUAGAAGAGAUCAUGAUGGUUUUAUUGAGGGCAUCGCAGCUGAAUACUAAGAUAAACGAUGCAAUUGAGCGUGCAGUCAAAGUGGAUAUUAAUUUGAACAAGGAGAGAUUCGAACAGGGGACGUCAUCAAGUUGUGAAGGAGGGGCAGAGGCCAGAAAUCUCAUCUCCAUUAGAGAUGCUUUGGAGGCGCUAGAAGACCAGCUGGAAUGCUUUCAGGCUCUACAACAACAGCAGAAAGCUGAAAAGGAAGCAACCUUGACUGACCUUGAAGAAAGCAGGAAAGAACUCUUGGGGAAGUUGAGGGACUAUCAAGGGAGGGAAUGGGAAGUUGUUCACGAAGCUCUGGCAUUUGCAGGGGAGACACUGGAUGAGAGUGAUGAAAUACCUCUUCAAUCAUAUCAUAAACUACCGUCACCAAAUGCCUCAUUUUCUGUAACAGAUGGAAAGUCUGCAAUCUACUAUAAGAGUACAGACUGUUCUAGGGAGAUUGCUGCUUUGAAGCAACUUCCGUGGAAGGAGGAAAUGUAUGAACUAUGCAUUUCUGAGGAGAGUAAUGAUAGGCAAGCAGGUGAGGAAGUGAUUGGUAAUGAAAACAUGAAGAAGAGCAAUAAAGUGCCAAAGCAAAUUGUGGGCAUUGUAUGUAAUAGUAUUUCUAGAUUUAUAGGGACUCCAGUAGGUAAGUUCAUUAUAGUGGCAGCAAAAGCAGGAUUUGCAGCAGCUGGUUUGCUAGCCGUUCUGCAUUUAACAGAAACUGGGAUGAAAAAGAAAAGGAUGCAAGGUAUCACUGGAGCCCAUAAUCCUCCGCAGAAGUCCAUUUCCUCCCCACUGAGCGAGAAGACUCAGGAUAUAGUUCAAGAGAAAUGGCCUUCUGGAAAAUUUAGAAAUAUUGAUUAUGAUAUGGAAGAUUGUGUUCAAAAGGAACGCAGUGAUUUUCCAUCUGAUCAAGAAGGGGCAGUUCCUUAUGUGUUUUAUGGUCGUGGCUGAACAGAUAAUGGUUUGUCUGGACUUGCUUUUUUCAUAAAUUACUGACGAAUGCAAAUCAUUAAGCAUGAAGGUGAGACAUGGACAAGUUAAUAGGUAAGGUCAUUUGGGGCAAGGCAGCUUCAGUGUAUGAUGAAUGAUUUUUAUUUUCAGUUCCUGGGCUCAAAUCUGUUCCUUGCACUUGUCUGUUUAUGAACCAUGCUUUAUACCGGGUAUGCUGAGAGCAGGCUAUGCUAUGCUAUGUGUCAAAAAUACUAGAAUGGAUGGCAAGAACUUUUGGAGUGUGUACCUUGAGAUACCCAGACACUGGAUCUGGACCUGAAGCAUUUUGCAAUCACCCCAGUAAUGAUGCAAAGGCUGUUGUGCUUGAUCCAUGUUAUUUAAAAUAAUUUUAAUUUUAAUGGUGCCUAACGAGUUGCCCUUUUAAAAAGGACUAAGAUAGAAAAACCAUUUUAGGAAAAUAACAAAGUGCUGGGCAAUAAUAUCGUUUGUCCUACACAUAAAUUAAGCUGAUUUAGCAUUUGCA
Cryptomeria japonica (Japanese cedar) is the source of this 1842-nucleotide messenger RNA. RefSeq names its product plastid division protein PDV2. The record is from RefSeq and is a predicted model, not a curated record. Gene Ontology annotation, biological process: chloroplast fission. NCBI's taxonomy places the organism in Eukaryota, Viridiplantae, Streptophyta, Pinopsida, Cupressales, Cupressaceae. Bases 330 to 1319 code for a protein of 329 amino acids. The transcript has 2 exons.